CACGUGUUUGAGGUUAGUGAUAACUUGUGUCAAACAAAAGUGUUAUGUGACUGGAUCUCUUGGCAAGUUUAAAAUUCAUUCGCAAAUCAUUACAAAACGUUGCAUUUAGUCGAAGAAAAAAGCCUUAGCCAUGUUUCGUAAGAGUUUAAUCACUUUAAUUCGCCAAUCAGGCUCAGCCAAAACCGUCGUCGCCGCUCGCAGUCUGUACUCCGCCUCAGUUUUGGGCUUGGACGGAUAUGAAAACUACCGGGAGAAGACCAGUACGCAACAUUUACACAACAUCGACAAUUUCAAACGAAAGAUGCGCGAAUUUGUCGCCGGUUCUGCUACCAAUAUGAUUUUCACAGAAGACCUCAAAAACAUAAUCCAUCUGGUAGAAAACACUGCAGAAGACAAGAAAUUGCUGGUGGACAUGAUUGAGAAGUACAAUUCUCAAUCCCAAGAGCUUCGAUUUGGAAAUUACGUUUUCGGCCCUGUCGUGAUGCGAGCGCUUUAUUUCCUCCAGGAUCACCAGCUGGCGCUGGAACUGUUCAAGGAUGAAAAAUAUAACGGCUUUUUCGAUCAACUAACUUCCUAUCAGAUUCUGGGAGAUAUGCUGUACGAAAAGGGUCUCUAUCCGCAGGUACGGGAAGUGUUCGAUCUCAUAAAAACGCGCCAGGUUCAGGGAGGCCGCUACCCGAAGCACUCGAUAACGUUGACUUUCGCGGCCUGUUAUCGCGAAAACAGUGCCGAGUCGUACCAGUAUGCCAUGAGCUUGUGGAAGGAACUGAACGCGAUCGGUCACAUACCAAUGAGAAAGGCCACCGCAUUUGCUGCUGCCCUCGCACUUAAGCAUAAUCAGCCAGGUAUUGCACUUGAAAUAGCGGCAACUCUAACGAAGGGGAAUUAUGUGACUAUUAGACAAAUCAAGCUAUUGGCUCUCGUAAAGCUAGGUCGAUUCGAUGAUUUGGUACCCAUUCUCCGCUCCGUCUUAGAAGUAGGAGGUCCACUCGAAAACAAACAGACCUUCUGUCAGGAAGUUAUACAGCAGAUCAAGGAGGCACUUGAUACUACUGCAGAGGCAGUUCCACAGGAUUUGCAACGGAUUUUGGGUUUUCUGGAAUCGAAUGGUCACGUCACCGAGAAUACUAUGGAACAGUUGCUGUGUCAGGAAAUCGUAUCAACCGCACAGAAAAGAGACAACUUCAGUAAUCUAGCCGAAAGCUACCGAAGUCGCGGAGGUGCCCAGCAGCGGAGAACUUUCGCGCCAACCAGCAGGCAGACGGGCCGAUUUUACCGACCCGGUUUGGCGGAUUUGAAUUGAAAUUUGCUAGGUAGAAUAAACUAAAUUGGAACGUAAAAUACAAGUUUCUGUCACAUGA
This is a messenger RNA of Wyeomyia smithii (pitcher-plant mosquito), 1361 nucleotides long. Its product is annotated as pentatricopeptide repeat-containing protein 2, mitochondrial-like. Gene Ontology annotation, molecular function: RNA binding. Bases 131 to 1303 code for a protein of 390 amino acids. Lineage: Eukaryota; Metazoa; Arthropoda; Insecta; Diptera; Culicidae. The transcript has 4 exons. Gene Ontology annotation, biological process: mitochondrion organization; multicellular organism development; regulation of mRNA processing. The record is from RefSeq and is a predicted model, not a curated record. Gene Ontology annotation, cellular component: mitochondrion.